Spirometra erinaceieuropaei is the source of this 1170-nucleotide messenger RNA. The record is from the annotation of a GenBank genome assembly. NCBI's taxonomy places the organism in Eukaryota, Metazoa, Platyhelminthes, Cestoda, Diphyllobothriidea, Diphyllobothriidae.
AUGGUCGACUGUGACACCGAAGGCCGUUUUGCAGAAUUUUGCCCAAAGACGGGAGAAGUGAAAAGUUACCGCGUUGUCUUCCUUGAUCCCGAGAACCGAACAACACAACUGAUUCCCGCAAACAGAAUUCGUCGGUUUGACAAGGCAUCUGUGAUUCGUUUGGAGAAACGAGUAAGGCAGGCGAAAAAGUUUUGACAUUCUUGUCAUACUAUGUUGCAUAUGCGUUUUCAUGGGAUAGUUUAAAAUAGCGAGAGAGAAAAAGAUGCGACUUCUGAUAUGAAAAUUUUAUUCACACGACCUUUCGGAUUCGUAUUCGACCCCAUUAAUCGAAGUUCGGUCUUGUUGAACUUGAAGGUGUGGCCCUGUCCCCUCGAAUGAGCCGCUAGUUGGGAGCUGGCGUCUUUCCUCGCACUACUGUUGCGCGUUUGACAGUUCCGAUCAAACCAGCUACGUUAGAGAAGUUGGGAGAUCGCUCCGUACUUAGAUGGCAGAGCAUGCAGCGGCAGUGAGGAAAAAUGAAGUUAUUUCCCAAUUUGCAGCUAAUUCGAUGGUACCCAGCUACGCCUUGAAGCUCGACGAGACCGAAAUUCUUGUGAGAUGACAACCGUUUCAGCUGCCAAUUGUUCUGGUCAUGGUUCUUCGGCGCCUUAAUAUUCUGUGUCAGCAUUUUGCCUGGGCGGAAUAAUUAGCCACGCGGGCAGCGCACAGGGGAGCACCGCUUUCAAUGAAAGUGUCGAUGAUAAAAAUUUCAGGUAAUUACCAUGUCGUUGCACAAUGAAAUAGUAAAAUGUGAAAGAAAUUUGCGUGUUAGGUAAAACCUGUAGGAUGGUCUGCCAGUGACUGGGUAGGAACUAGCCUGCAUGUUUCGAAUUUUAUUUUCGUGUUACUGCUGCUACUACUUCUAGGAGUUGCACCCUGUGUUGGGCUACUUUGACAUGAAUCUGUUUAAACGCUGAUGUUGUUUUAUUGUUAUGUUGUUCGUAAAAACUAAGUUACGGUCGUGUCUGAAAUUUUCGCAGCACAGCAGAUAUAAACGGAAGCUGGAAGCCGCCGUACAAGAGGCGGCUAAGGCACUGGAACUCCCAGUUGAGGUAUGAUUCCACUUUAUUUCAACGUACCGCUUUCAAAAAGGAACGUGUUUACAUCUACGGGUACCCCUAUGAAAAAUGA